AUAUGACUUUAUAAUAUAAAACGUAAAUGCGUGCCAAGUAAAAUGGCCGCAAUUUCAGUGAGUGAGAUGGAAAAACAGUCAGAUGAUCCACUUCAUUUGUUAUGUUCACCUUGUAAACGUAAGGAAAGAAAUAAAGAAGCGGAGACAUAUUGUGCUGACUGUCAUGAUUAUUACUGCUCGGAUUGUGUGAAAUGUCACGACGAUAUUCCUGCUAUGUCUGGACAUAAGAUUCUAGAUAAAGAUCAAGUCAAAGAUAGACCAAGCGGAACAUUGCCUAUGACACCAACUCAAAGAUGCGAGAGACACGGAUUUAAACCUGUUGACAUGUAUUGUCAAGGUCACGAUAACGUUGGUUGUUCUACAUGUAUAGCAGCAGAUCACAGGUCAUGUAACGAUGUUUUCUAUGUGCCUGAGUAUGUCUUAGAUCAUGACCCUACAAGUCAAUGUAAACACGUUCAACGGACAAUGCUUGCUGUUACAGGUGACGUUGAAUUUCAGCUGAAAAUUCGACAACAGGAAAUAAAACGUCUGUUUAAGCGAAAGGAAGAAGAACUGAAAAAAAUUAAACAGUUCCGGAUUGACAUCAACCAGAAACUUGAUAAUCUUGAAAAGAAGAGCAUUGAUAACAUAGAAGAAAAAUACAAAGCAUUAACGAAGAAGGUUGAAGACCAAAUUACCAUUCUGAGAACUUUCCAGACCGAUGUUCAGUCUUCAGCAGCAGAUAUAAAAUCCGCCUCGUCAAACAUGUCGCAAAUAUUUGUCGGGAUGAAAGUAGCUAACCUAGUUUCAGGAAGAGUAGAAAAUGGUUUAAACGCGACAACAGUGGACUUUAAAAGAUUUAAUGUUGUGUUUAAAGGUCAGCAAAGACUUAUGUCAAUGAUAGACCAAAUGGACAUGUUGGGAGAAAUUGUAAAAUAUCCUGCUCUCUAUUGGCUCGGGAGAAAGAGGGAGAUUAGUAUCAAACAUGAUUCAGACACAGAUACUCAUAAUGAUAUAUUCAGUAUAUGUAUGCUAAAGAAUGGGUGUGUGAUUAUCGCUGAUAACAAGAAUAAAAGCUUAAAACGUCUUGACGUGACCUCAUCCAAAAUAAUAGAUGUAUGUCAAGUUCCAGAAUCCCCGUGGCAAAUAUGUGAAGUUGACAAUGAGAUAGCUAUAUCCUCCGGAGGGAGGAACAUAAACAUUGUAUCAAGUGAAGUAGGGCUUAAAGUAGCACGGAAAAUAGAGACCGAUCAUAACUGUUAUGGUGUAGGGUAUAGAAAUGAGAAAAUUUAUGUUACUGAUUCAAAUGAGACUGUUUUUGUCUACAACAUGACAGGGAUAAUGCUGAUACAAUUUUCCAAAAAUAAGUCAGGUGAUAACUUGUUGAGCGAUAUAAACUGUCUAACGGUCAGCCGAGAUGAUGAGAGGAUAUAUGUUUCUGAUCUUAAACGUGGUCUUGUAGUACUCAGUAAGGAUGGGGACUUACAUUGGGGAAACAAUACUUCCAAACUUGUGGACGCGAGAGAGGUUUCCGAAACAAAUAGUGGAGAUAUCCUUGUUUGUGGAUAUUUCUCAAACAAUAUUGUACAAUUUUCUCCAAAUGGUGAGGUGAGAGGAGAAAUACUUACAUCAGAUGAUAAAGAUGGAUGUUUACAGGCGGUUUGCUAUGAUCACAAUCACAUGAGACUGCUAAUUGGACGAGCAGAACGGGAUUAUAUAGAAGUUUAUGAUAUAAAUUGAACAACAAAUUAUAAAUAACAUCUAAAUGUUCAUGGCCGCUAAUCAAUGCCUGACUAAAUGAUGCAAUUUUAAGACAUCUGUUAUCGAUAUUCAUUUUAGAUAAUCUUCAAGGAAAAAUAACAAAAUAAAUAUAUAUUUUUUCUGCGAUUCACCUAAGACAUUUGAAUUUUGGGCAUAUUUAUCUACCCCUAAACGUAUCACAUAACCUUUAUGGAUAAUACGUAUUCAUGACACUUGUGACGAACUAAUUUAAAUAAAUGAAUAUUGCGGUUCAACAAUAAUGACCAUAAAUCCACCAAUCCCAAAGGCUACUUAUUUGUUUUAAAAUAAUAGCCUUUUCUAUUCAUAUUAUUGUUGUCUUUCCUGUGAAAAUAGGCCAUGUAAAUGUUUCGGAUUAUUUGCAUUAUCUAAAUAUGGUGAAUACAUACACUUAACACAUAGUGCAGUGUGUGAUACAAACUAAAUAUUUCAAUUCAUCUUAGAUACAUCACUAUUUUUUAGAGAAAGGAUUUCAUGAUCAAUUACAACAAGAGAGACCUGCACCGUCGUCCUGGAUUGACCCAUCAACUUUUCUAAUAUUUCUAGUGAAAACAAACUAAACACUCUUUCUCAAAACUUUGUUGCGUCACCUUACAUAUUAGUGUCAUUUGGUGCCAAUUUGGUUACGUCCUGUGGAAAAUAGACUU
Ruditapes philippinarum (Manila clam) is the source of this 2405-nucleotide messenger RNA. RefSeq lists its product as uncharacterized. The transcript is spliced from 2 exons. Gene Ontology annotation, cellular component: chromatin; nucleoplasm. The coding region runs from base 43 to 1719 and encodes 558 amino acids. The record is from RefSeq and is a predicted model, not a curated record. Lineage: Eukaryota; Metazoa; Mollusca; Bivalvia; Venerida; Veneridae. Gene Ontology annotation, molecular function: zinc ion binding; ubiquitin-protein transferase activity. Gene Ontology annotation, biological process: positive regulation of DNA-templated transcription.